Molecule: messenger RNA, 2901 nt
Organism: Scomber japonicus (chub mackerel)
Lineage: Eukaryota; Metazoa; Chordata; Actinopteri; Scombriformes; Scombridae
Product: zinc finger protein 710
Exons: 4
Coding region: 314-2707 (797 amino acids)
Biological process (GO): regulation of transcription by RNA polymerase II
Molecular function (GO): DNA-binding transcription factor activity; RNA polymerase II cis-regulatory region sequence-specific DNA binding
Source: RefSeq, a predicted model, not a curated record
AUCGAGCCACUGUAAUCGCUGUGUUUUCACGUCGUGAGGAUGAAUAUGUAGUUUCAUUGUAAUGUUUGCUCCUUUUAUUCGCUCCGACAUGAACUGCUAACACGGGCGGGAUUUCAAGCCGUGUGCUGUUUGAGAAAGCACGCUUUGUCAUCAUCAGCUCCUCCUGUCAGGUGAGCAGAGUGACAAGCAGCUGUAACAUCGGGCUUGGUCUCACUUAAAAGUCAGUGCAAAUGUUGUCUAUUAGCCUGUAACUAGAGGAAGACGGUUACACAGAAAAAGUGCCACAGAUGUAAUCGUUUGACAGAUUGCAGCCAUGUCUAUAGAAUACACCAUUGACAUCCAGCUGACCGAGUUGGGGUUUCCAGACAUCUUGGAACCUCAGGAGACUUCGGUGACAGAAACACCAUGUCUCUCCACAUCAUCUGAUGAUUCACUCUCACCCAGUCACUCUCACACUUCACUUCCAAACACGGGCAAAGAAAGACUGCUCGUCAGAAGCCAGAAAUCAGCUGCUGAUAAAGAAGCGGCAGCGGCAAAAAAUACCUCAUUUGAUGAAAAAAAAACAAAAGUAUGUGCAUCACCUCUGACAGAGGAGUUACCAUGUAAACCUCCAGAUCCCCCCCAGAGUCAGCAAAACAAAGAAACUGUCAAAGACUCUGCACCUCCAGAACCGUCAGAGCCCACAGAGACUGAUGCUGGACGGGACAAAGCGGACAGUCCGCUGCUCAUAACCCAACAGGGAGAUGAUGGAGAGGAUGGUGACAGAGAGGAAGCACAGGAGAAGUCAGCUGAGGCGCAGCAGGAUGUAGAGAGUGACUCGGAUGACAGUGAUGUUUCAGUGUUGGAUGAGGAUGAAGAGGUUGAUGACGAAGAGGAGGAAGAGGAAGGGCCUAACAAUGAGUCGAGUAACUCAGGCGAGUACCGCUGCAGUGUCUGUGAUCUCCAGCUGUCCUCUGAAUUCAAGCUCCAAGACCACAUGAACCUGCACACGGGGGUGCGUCCGUACUGCUGUGCAGAGUGCGGGAAGCGCUUCUGUCAGAUUUACAACUACCGCGUCCACCUGCGCACACAUGCCCAGACUUCAGCGGGACGUCUCCAGUGCCGUAUCUGUCUGAGGGUCUUUGCCUCACAGGAAGACUUGAAAGGCCACCUGUCAAAAACUCACUUUGAGGAUCGGUUUUAUGAAUGUGAUCUGUGCAAGCGCGUGUUUGCUUCCCUGAAAGCGUGCGAGUAUCACGUGCAGUUACACAAUUGUUUGCUUGGCGUUAAUUGUAAAGUAUGUGGCCACAAUUUUACCUCUCUGAAAGCCCUCCUACGCCACCAGAAGAGGACAUGCUGUCGCAAUUUUAAAUGCACAGACUGCGCAAAGACCUUUACUAAGAAGAACGCUCUAUUAAAACACAGCUUCACCCACCUCGGUUUGUUGCCUUACACCUGCAUACGAUGCCGCAGCCACUUCCGCCUGGCAAAGCUUUACCGCCAACACAAGUGUGAGCCUGAACGCAUUCACUGUGUGGCAUGUCUAAGAGAAUUCCUCAGUCAGGCGGACUUCCAGCAACACAAAAAGGACACAGGCUGCUGGGGCAAUCAGGAACCUAAAGGGGAUGAGAUCCGAUGUUUGGAGUGCGGGCAGAGAUUUGACACCACAGAAGAGCUGAAGAAACAUGCCGGGGCUCACCAGAGAGUGCUCAAAUGUGCUGAAUGUGGUAAGGGGUUUCGGUCGGCAUUGCUGCUUAUGUCACACAUGGGCGGUCACGCUGGCAAGUCGCCCUGCCUCUGUCAGAGCUGUGGACUGGGCUUUCCUCACCAGCAGAACUACGACAGCCACCUUAAGAAGUGUGGACAAACACCUCAGUCUGUGAGUGCCCCCAAGAAACGGCCGGCCCCGAAGAGCUCCUCACCUGAGACCAAAAAGCUGGACACAAAGUCAGAGUCACCAGUUCCAGCAAGCACAACCACUGUGCCUGCUCCACCUGUUAAGGACUCUGCUAGUCCAGACCUUGUGACAGGAGGCAUGUCUAAUACUGGCUCUGCUUCAUCAGACGGGUUAUGGAAGAUAACUCUGGACAAACAGCCACCGCCUGGUGUUAAACUUGUUCUAUUUCUCCCUGUCUGUCAAACCAACGGCCUGGCGCUCCCAUCUACAGUCCCUCAAACAAUACAGGUUCCAGAUGUCCAAGUCAAGCAUCAAGCGGCCCGCCCUCCUCUUUCACGUAAGGAACACCUUGGAGUGAAGGCUGAGCUAAAUGUCCCUGUGGAUUUAGUAACCAGGAUUAAACGGGAUCCAGAAGGUGAAGCACCUUUGGACUUGUCUAAGAAGUAUAACUCAUGUAAGUCAGCUACGAGCGAUGUUCCUCUUCCUCCUGUUAAAAGUGAGCCGAAAGAAUUUGAAGUCUCAGGAGAGGCUAAAGGCACUAAAAGACAUGGAUUAAAAAAUGCUGAAUGGAAAGUGACUGAUAAAAAACUGAAAGGAGAGGCAGAUGCAUAUACUAAUGUUAAGUGGGUGAAAAGUGAUAUCUCCCCUCUUAAUGACAAUACGGCAUCCUCUGGACUAAUAGCAGGCAUUAAGAAAGAGCCUCAGUCUCCUGGUUCUGAUUUUGAUGUGUGGCGGUCCAGAUCAUGCCAGCUGAGAGACCGGAGGCUUGAGAAAGAAAUUAAGAUGGAAGUUGAUGUUUCGCACCCAUCCCCUGCUGAUACGGAGAAUUGAAAUACAGUGAAUGGGAGAAUAAAACACCUACUCUAUUGAUGUACGGGUGACCACCAAAACAAGAAUGGAGGUGAUACUCUACAGCCAGAAUGAUGCACUAAUGACGUUCUGUCUACCAUCAUAACCUUAUAUGACAGAGCAGAUCUUUUUUUACCGUUUCCACUUGCUCUUGAAGAAAUCCAGUAUGUCUAGCA